Messenger RNA from Dermacentor andersoni, 1449 nucleotides. Lineage: Eukaryota; Metazoa; Arthropoda; Arachnida; Ixodida; Ixodidae. The record is from RefSeq and is a predicted model, not a curated record.
AUGCAGAUGAAGGUUGAAGGGGAGGAUCUUCCUCCUGAAGAAUUUUCAGCAGAAUUCGGAUGGCAGUCGGCAGUUUCGAAGCGUAUGUCCGCCAAGGCGGACUCUGCCAACCGCCCUAGCGGCGGCAUAUGGGGGAAUAGGCCUAACGCCCGCGCCUCAUUCAGAACUCAGGAAAAUGGAAAUAAGCUCAAGACAAAAAUCAUCAGGGCGUCACGGAUGCCUCCCAUGCCCGAGGAACAUGCCAAAAUUAUCAUACGACCCCGCGGAGGGCUGAACAUUGCCAAGACAGGACCGACCGUUAUCGUCGAUAUUUGCUACGCGUGCGGCAAACUCGGCCAUCGUGCCGACGUUUGCCCGACUCCCGAAGAGUCCACCUGCAGAGGAUGUGGGGCAGUCAACCCGGACGAUCAACACCAGUGCACGCCAAAGUGUGGGUUGUGCGGGGGCCCACACCCUACGGCGGACAAAACGUGCAAGGAGAGAUUCCAGAUCCCGUACGUCGUCAGAAGGAAACGAUGGGAGAGUGCGACGGUGGAAGCUUCGACAAAUGGGGCUUCGUCAACACCAGAUAGCAGCGACAGCAAGGAUCACUUCGAGCAACCUCUACCGCAAGAGCCUAGGGGGCGCUCCCGAUCCAGGGGACGCUCUCGCUCCAAAGGGAGCCCCCGGAGUCGCUCUCGAUCCAGAGGGCGCUCUUGUUCCAGAACCAGGACCAGAUCACGCUCCAGGGGUCGCUCCGGAUCCCGGCGCCGAGGCAGUCAAGUCCGGUUCAAGUCCUGCUCGAGGUCCUGCUCCAGGGAUCGCCGACCCAAGUGCUACCCGACCUGGGCCGACCGAGUUCGAGGAACGCCGGAAAAGGUAACGCGGGGCUCACCGCCAGAGCAUGAUAGAGGUAACAACAGACUAGCACAACUUGAGCGCGAAAACGAGAUGAUGAAGAACACAAUAGCUCGACUGAUGACAGAAAUUGCCGGGAUUAAGAAGGGCAGUCAACCCGUCAUGGCUGACAAGCAGCCAGCCACUCCCCAGCCAAUAGAAAUCCCCAUGGUUGAGAAGAACGAUGCGGAUAAGCAACCGGCCUCUCUCCAGCCAAUGGAAGUCCCCAUGGUUGAGAAAAUCGAUACAGAGAGGCCCGCUAAAAAAAGGGCAAUCGCUAACGAGCAAGAAAGAGCACCAGGCAGGGUCAAAUCGGAGAUUCGCGAGUUGCUCUCCGCUCUCAGUGACAGCAUUAAGCAGAUAAAUGAAAAGUUCUCGCUCUUCCAAAGCAACAUGGCUUCCUUGGAGGAGCGCACUAAUCAGCGGAUCAGCAAAAUUGAAUCCUUCUUAGAAAACGUUGUAGCACCUGUGCUGGUACCUAAAUCUCCUACACCCCCAGCAACAGCAUCGACUAGUAACAGGUCGGGAGCGAUCGGCCCUCCGAAGGUUAGCACAGCAACUCAAGAGCAAUAA